AGCACAUUCUCUGGGUGAGUCGUGGGCGGUGUUCUCGCUCCCGUGAUUUCAGCACAUGUCACUUCCUGCCGUCACGCAGCCAGUUCGGGCCAGUUCACCGCCGCUGUCCCGCUGAGCUGUCAACACACAGCGGCGUCGCGCUCCGCUCCCUCUCUGCCCGUCCGAACGACCGUGUGCCGGUUUCCCCACGAAACCCCGGUCCUCCGUCCUCCUUCAGCGACGUCUCCCCGCAGAUAACAGCCGCUCUCGUCUCGCCAUGACUCGGAGGUGAUCUUCAGCGUGACCAGGUGGCUCUGGGGUUCCAGGUUGGUGUGGUGAAAGAGCAAGCUAACUACGGGGUGGCGGUCCGCCUGGGGCAUCCUGUCCCUGGUUCUCAAGUGAUUAAGGAAGGGGCUUGGCACACUAUUCUGCAGCAUGGAGAAGGAAGACCUGAAGGUCCUCAACAAGGGCGAGGAGGAGGAGAUGGAGCUGCAGGGCUACCGUCUCUGUCGCUGGCGGCUGGUCCUGGUGGGCCUCGGGGUGCUGUGUACAGGGGGCUUCCUCCUCCUGCUGCUCUACUGGAUGCCAGAGUGGUGCGUCAAAUCCACCUGCACACGUACCACAGCCCGUGAUGCUGAAGUGGUGUUGCUGCGCUCUGUGGAUGAGUUUCGUCGCUGGUUCCUGGCCAGGGUGCGAGUGAUGCUGGCCCCGGGGAGUGACCCCUUCCACAGCCUGGAGACCCAGACCACCUCCCCCUGCUCCCCUUCUUCUCCCUCCUGCCCUUUCUCCUCCCCAGCCUCCCCCUCUCUAGCCAACGGACACACCACUCACCCCUCCGAUGGCAGCCCCGCUCAGGAGCUCAUCAGAAGAUAUGCAGACUACCAGCCCACACAAAUUCGCUAUUUUACCUUCCAUAGCACAAAGUAUUACUGGAAUGACGAGGUGCAGAACUUUCAAGAUUUAAGUGGCCUGGAGGACUUACAGAUCAGCUGCUCCACUCUCCACGCGGAGCACAGUGAAGGCCUGACCAGGAACCAGCAGGAGUACAGGAAACUGUUCUUCGGAGUGAAUGAAAUUUCAGUGAAAGUGCCUUCUGUUUUCAAGCUGCUUAUCAAAGAGGUCCUAAACCCUUUCUACAUCUUCCAGCUCUUCAGUGUGAUCCUGUGGAGUGCCGAUGAGUAUUACUACUACGCUGUGGCGAUUGUAUUCAUGUCGGUUAUAUCCACAGCUACCUCUGUGUACACCAUCAAAAAGCAAUACGUCAUGCUUCACGAUAUGGUGGCAGCUCACAGUGUUGUCCGUGUGUCUGUAUGCCGAGCCAACAAUGAUAUUGAAGAGAUUCUGUCUACUGAUCUGGUGCCUGGUGAUGUGAUGGUCAUUCCCAGCAAUGGGACCAUCAUGCCAUGUGAUGCCGUGUUGAUCAGCGGCACCUGCAUCGUCAAUGAAAGCAUGCUCACAGGUGAGAGCGUUCCUGUGACAAAGACCAACCUCCCAAACCCAGGGCCAGAAGAGAUGACAGGGGAGGCUGACAGUGCCUACAACACAGAGGACUAUAAGAGACAUACACUCUUCUGUGGCACCCAUGUUAUCCAGACCCGCUUCUACACUGGUGAAAUGGUCAAGGCUGUGGUGGUCUGCACAGGUUUCAGCACAGCCAAAGGUCAGCUGGUGCGCUCCAUCUUGUAUCCCAAACCCACCGACUUCAAGCUGUACCGUGAUGCCUACCUCUUCCUGUUGUGUCUGGUGGCUGUAGCUGGAAUCGGCUUUAUCUACUCUAUUGUCCUCAGCAUCAUAAACAAGGUGCCAGCUAAGACCAUCAUCAUUGAGUCCCUAGACAUCAUCACCAUCACUGUGCCACCGGCGCUGCCAGCUGCCAUGACAGCCGGAAUUGUGUACGCCCAGCGGCGCCUCAAACGCAUUGGCAUUUUCUGCAUCAGCCCACAGAGGAUCAACAUCUGUGGCCAAAUCAAUCUGGUCUGCUUUGACAAGACUGGAACUCUGACAGAAGAUGGAUUAGACCUGUGGGGUGUCCAGAGAGUUGAGAAUGGCAGUUUCCACCUGUCAGAAGAAAAUGCCUACAAGGAGAAUCUUGUCAAGUCCCAGUUUGUGGCUUGCAUGGCCACCUGCCACUCCCUCACCAAAAUAGAGGGCCAGCUGUCCGGGGACCCACUGGACCUCAAGAUGUUUGAGGCUACAGGUUGGAUCCUGGAGGAGGCCACAGAGGAGGAGACAUCUCUCCACAACCGUAUCAUGCCCACUGUGGUUCGACCCCCGAAACAGCUGUUGCCUCAAGAGCCUGCAGUGUCACAGGAACAAGACAUGGAACUCUAUGAGCUCUCGUCUGUGUAUGAGAUAGGUAUUGUGCGGCAGUUUCCUUUUUCAUCAGCUCUCCAGAGAAUGACUGUGGUAGCUCGUCUGCUGGGGGAAAAACGUAUGGACGCCUACACAAAGGGGGCACCAGAGGUGGUGGCCGGUCUCUGCAAGAGAGACACAGUGCCAGAUAAUUUUGCAGAGAUUUUGGAGGGCUACACAAUGCAGGGUUUCAGGGUCAUUGCUCUGGCACACCGGCGAUUAGAAUCCAAACUUACCUGGCACAAAGUUCAGAACGUCAACAGGGAUCACAUAGAGAUGAACAUGGAUUUCCUGGGUCUGAUCAUCAUGCAGAACAAGCUGAAGGCAGAAACUCCAGGUGUCCUGCAGGACCUCCGCCAAGCCCACAUCCGCACAGUCAUGGUUACUGGUGACAAUAUGCUGACAGCAAUUUCAGUGGCUCGUGAUUGUGGAAUGAUCCCACCCCGGGACACAGUCAUCAUUGCUGAUGCCCAUCAUCCCCAUGACGGACAGACCGCCAAGAUCACCUGGAGAUACGCUGACAAGCCAAGCAAGACGUCUCGCCUGGAGGAAGUGAACAUGAGAUUAGAGGACGUGUGUAAUGAAGAAGAACCCAAAGCACAAGAGCUGUACCACUUUGCAAUGAAUGGAAAAUCAUUUGCUGUAAUCUCUGAGCAUUUCCCUGACAUGCUUCAAAAGCUGGUGCUUCACGGGACGGUGUUUGCCAGAAUGGCCCCAGACCAGAAAACCCAGCUUAUUGAGGCGUUGCAGGGUGUAGACUACUUUGUUGGGAUGUGUGGAGAUGGAGCUAAUGAUUGUGGGGCUCUGAAGAGGGCUCAUGGUGGCAUCUCUCUCUCAGAGCUUGAGGCCUCUGUAGCUUCUCCCUUCACCUCCAGGACCCCCAACAUCUCCUGUGUCCCCAGCCUCAUCAGGGAGGGCCGCGCCGCUCUCAUCACCUCCUUCUGUGUGUUCAAGUUCAUGGCCCUCUACAGCAUCAUCCAAUAUAUCAGUGUCACCCUCCUCUAUUCUAUCCUCAGUAACCUGGGAGACUUCCAGUUCCUCUUCAUCGAUAUCGCCAUUAUCCUUCUUAUUGUCUUUACCAUGAGUCUGAAUCCAGCAUGGAAAGAGCUUGUGCCGCAACGGCCGCCAUCGGGUCUGAUCUCAGGGUCUCUGUUGUUCUCUGUGCUGACACAGAUCCUCAUCUGCUUGGGCUUCCAGACCGUAACUUUCCUGUGGGUCCAGAAGCAGCCGUGGUACACAAUCUGGACACCACUCACAGAUGUCUGCAACAUGUCAUCACACAUCAACAUGUCUGACCUCAACAACACAGAAGUGGACGACCACAACAUCCAAAACUUUGAGAACACCAGCCUCUUCUAUGUGUCCUCCUUCCAGUAUCUCAUUGUUGCCGUCGUUUUCUCCAAGGGCAAACCGUUCAGGCAGCCCAGCUACAAGAAUUGGCCUUUUGUGGUGUCCACCCUGAUUUUGUAUAUUUUCCUACUGUUAAUGAUGUUCAACCCUGUGAAAACUAUUGACGAGUUUCUAGAGAUUGUUUGUGUCCCGUUUGACUGGAGAGUAAAACUUUCCCUCAUUAUCGUAGUCAAUGCUGCUGUGUCUGUGGUGGUGGAGACCUUCAUCCUUGACAUCAUCUUAUGGAAGCUUGUGUUCAGCCGAGACAAACAUGGCAGCUUUGGCGUCACUCCUGCUGCCCCUACACCACAGAGGGGCAUUGACCUGCAGGCGUUCAAGUGUCUGUCCUGGCUGAGCUGCUCACGCAAGAUGCCCAAGGCCCGCUACAUGCAUCUGGCCCAGGAGCUGAGUGUGGACCCUGACUGGCCUCCAAAGCCAACCACCACCACAGAAGCCAAACCCUGCCCCGAAAACGGCUCCACCUAUCAAAUCAUGAUCAACUCCUAGCACCCCCCCACAACGCCUCCAGCUAUCCUAUCUCACCUUUCAUACUGUAGACAUUUUUAAAGGUGUGCUUAGUGAAAGCACAUUCAAUAGGAUGAUUGCUCGUCAUCACCGUUCAGAGACUUGCCUCCAACACUGUAGUUCCAGAGACAUUACUGCAGAGACCACAGGAUAACACAGACAGUGGGGUCCAUACGUGUCGAACGCGGCCUCAGACUCUCAGGUCUCUCUUGCUUUAAAUGUCCAUAAAACAUCUGCACGUCAAAGUUGAUUCCCUUCUUUUAUUGCGAUGUCUGUUCACCAAAGCUGAGCAGCAACUCCAGUUCAAAAUCGCAAGUCAACCGAAAUAAAUGUCUCUCGUCUUUGUGAUACAGCUUCUGACAAACUUGAACUAGUAAAUCAUUUCUACCCUACCACUGUUUAUAAUAACUAGGCGUUCAGAUUUAAUUUACAACCACUGUAUUACAAAACCCAUUUAGACUUCAGAUUAAAAAGUUGAUAUCAUGUCCGGGCUUUUCAGACGGAUUAUUAUGUUUUUUAAAUAGAAACUUGAGAAGUAUAGGCCAAGUUGAGGGGUUGUACUCUAGUCCUCAAGUUCAACCCCCUCUGACUGAAUUUGCAACUAAGAGAAUUGGCUUAUAUAAGAGAAGACUGGCAGAGUUUGAGGAAGAGGACAGAGGACAGAAGUUCCAGUUUGAGAUGGAGAGAUUCUGUUGUUGGAAGCCUGGAGUUGAAUGUGGACAGAGUAAUGGAUUACUCUUCACUGACUGAAAUGUCCAAUGUUUUUGUUUUUCUGACUCUGAUUGCUACCAUGUAGUGUUCUUAUACAUUUAAUGUACAUAUAGACUAAUUUGAAUGAGUUGGCAUAAACACCCGACAAUAACUAAUUUUGUGAUAACCAAACUAUUUUCAAUCUCUCCCUGUGCUGAAUGAACCACAAGUCCAAGCAUGAGGAGUUGAAGAAACUUGAGAAGGAUGAACGGCUGUGGUCUCGUAACUUUGCACACCCCAACCAGAAGUUCAUGCUCGCAUUUAAUAAUAAACACAGAUAAACAACUAUCAAAGUGGCUGAUUGUAUAGUUCUGGAAGAGUAAGAGGAUGAAGUUAGGGAAAGUCUAGAUUUAGUGUAAUUUAGAAACUGCACAAUAUGUCUGAAAAUAUUAGAAUGUACUCAUAGACCAGCUGUCGUCAGUCACAUUGUAAUAUGACCUAUAUAAAUCAUGCUGUUUACCUGUGAUCACCUUUUUAAAUUUGUGAAAAAAUGCAGAAAAGCGCUUGUAGGAUUAUAGAAAGUGGACUUUAAAUUGGUCACACAUUAUACACCACAGGUUGCAGACUGAAAGUACAAAACCAUGAAAGUGAAGGACAUUCUGGCUUCUCCAAAGUGACCUAAGAAGAACAGUGAGGCAGAAAGACACACAAACAGAUGUGCUCAUCCACUCUCAACCACAGGCUGGGACCUGUGACAGGCUCUCCAUCAUUUUUGUCAGAGAUUACCUUAAAGAUUUUAACUAAGGUAUUAUAAUGUCUAAAAUUUCAAAAAAAAUAAUUUAAAAAAUGACUGAAUGAAUCUUUGCUUUUUAGCCGUGCUAGCAUCGUGAAUCAACUGAUCGGUUGGUCCAGACGUAAAUAUCUCAUCAACUGUCAUGAACUCCAACACGGAUGUUCUUCUCUGUAGCUCCUCAUUCAUCAUGUCAUGUCACCAAAAUGACACAAGAACAGAACAGGUUGCCUCUUAAGCUAAUGAUUAAAUUAUUAAUCAACAUUAGCUGAACUCUGAUAUUCCAACACAGCGUGCUAACGUACCCAGUGUUUUACAUCCAUUAAAUCGGUUAUCAAGUGUGUCAUGAACUUAGCACCCUUACAGGCUGCUAGUGUGGCUAUAAACCGUUAAGCCAAUGUGUUUGCGUCGGUGAGCCAUGUCCUGUCAGCAACUAAAAACGUCAGACAUGGAACGUAAAGGACAUCAACACUUGCAUGAAGCCACCUUCCUACCUGUCAUGUUCUGAGGACUUGAAAGACUAAACGGUUGCAAUACUAGAACUAUUACUACAAAUAUACAGCAUUACUGUAGAAGACACAUUAACAUGACUGUACUUUAAAAAGAAAAUCCACACGAGAGGCAGCAGAAAUAUGUCUGGCUAUCGUGGACAGCUCAUAACAUCCAUGAGACCAUAUGAAUCAAAGAUUAGAUCGGCUAAAAGUAAGCCAGUAGUUUAUUUUUCAACACAAUUUCUUCCUAUGGAAGACUGAUUAAAAGUGUGAUGGAGAAUUAAGGUAAAGAAUCAUGCAUAUUAUCCUCUCGCCGCUCUUGAUGCAUUCAAACGAUCCGCGCAACAGCACACCCUGCAUAGGACAGAUGCAGGUUAACAUGCACAGCUGUAUUCAUGUAUUACACAUGCUACCUGCAUAGAGAGUUAAGGGCUAUAUUUAUGUUUACUGCUAUUUCUUGCUGCUCACCAAUAUCUUUUCUAAAAGUAUUAUGUACGCACACAGUCUGGAGACUUUGAAGGUGGCUGGAGCAGUUUGCAGUUUCAUCCUGUGGAACAUCUAAGAUGUUCCACAACAACAGGAAGCAGUUUACACUUUAUGGUUGGAAUUGAGUUUUUUGUUGUUGAAGUUUAGUACUUAAAAAAAAAUGCAAAUUAAUAUUUUUUUUCAGGCAUAUAACAUCAUAUGAGAAAUUGCUCAUUAAUCACGAUGAACAGUCACCUAAGGUUAAAACUACAGACUUCUUAAAGUCACCAGAGAUGAUGUUUAAAAGUCAAAAUGCUUAUUUAUGGUGGAGGAUCACAUGAAAAUAGCUGGUUCCUAUUGUCAGUAUAACUAAUUGCAGCCUGUCUCUCAUGAAUUAUGUUUUAUAUUGUUUUCAGAGUGCGACUCAGUGGCUUUAAGACACCUCAUCUAAGACACCUAACAAAUGUCAAGGGGGUACAAUAUGACUCCUUCUCAGUGACAUGAAGCAAAUUACAUCUCAAAAGUUUGUUGAAUGUGCUGUGUUGUAUGAUAUUUAUAUGGCACAAAAACAUCAUCUUUAGCUUAUUGAUCAUCACUGAGUUUAUUCAAUAGUUGCAAAAGGUUUCUCCAUAUUUAGUGAUAACAAGAGUCUGAAGUUGCUCAUUCGCUGAAAGCCAUCGUCUAUUGAGAUGCAUGUAAUAAUAUUCCAAAUGUAUGUGAAAUAUUUGAUCCAUUACAUUUUUGUGACAAGCUCAAAUGUGACAUGUGACCAUAGUUUCCAUGGAUAUAUAGUUUAUUUAAUGAGGAAAGUAUUUUGUUAUACUAUUUUGCGGACAAAUUGUCAAUGUGAGAGGGGUGUAUAGUUGAUAAAACUGGUUAGAUGAAUAGUUUGGCUGAAAUGGACAUUGUGGUGCCAAUUAACAAAAGUCUGAUAUUUUGUUUAAAAAAGAUCUUUGUUUAAAUCUGUUUAUUUUGUUAAAUUGAGACAAACUUGCUGAUGUGCUUAAACAAUGAGCACAUCCUAUCCUAUUGGCUCCUAUGCUUCUGAAUAUUCAGUGGUGUUUGUCUUUUUAUCGUUGAUUUCAGGGUUUGAUAUAUUUUCUCCAUAGAUCUUACUGAGGCUAAAAUUGAAUGUUUUUUAAAGAACAAAAUUGAAUGCAAUGCAAUACUACAGUUGUUGAUUCUAUUCCCAAAGAUUUCAUCACAUCUGUAUCGGUUAUUUAAAAAAGAAAAGAAAACAGAGUUUUAUUUAGCUUGUUCAGUUCUGUCAAAUCUGAUUCUACUGGGCACAAAUGGACUUUAAACAGUGAUAAUAAUAUUCGAAGUUGGAUUCAGUCUGUAUAUAUGAGAUACAUUUCUAGUGUGUGCAUAAAAUUCAAAGAAGAUAUAUAUAUAAAAGUGUAUGUUUUUGGAUUAUCAAAGGGCUGGUGUUUCUUUUUCUGCUAUUUUGGUACUAUGUGUUACAAUCACUUGUUUUUCAACUUGCGAUUUGUACUGUCUGUUGGAUUUGUUCAAACUUUCACUUUUGUCGUGGACUAGCAUUCGGCUGGAUCUUCCUUAUUUGGGCAUAAUCCUGGGCAUUUAUUUCACAAUUUGAACCAGUUAUUGAGAAGUAUGAUCGGCGUUUGUUCUGUCCUGGUUAAAUCAUACUGCAGCCAAUGUUGACUUAAUAAGCUUGAAUUAAGAUGAAUGGGAACUUUUUGAUUAGGAAACUGUCUUUUCAAGUUCUUGUAGUAGAUCUACUUCUCAGCUUAUCUUUUUUUUUUUUCUUUUAUACAACAAUUUUUUAUAAAACCAAGGAUCUGACACAAGAAGGGAAUAAUUCAUUUGAUGUUGUAUAUAAUCACCUCAUUUCAGCAAAUUUAAACAUCUGACAAUCUUGUUACUUCUCUGUCCAAUCAUCCAAUGUGUUUGACUUUUUUUGUGAUCUGGAACUUUAAAAAACAAUAGUUUGCAUCUGUACAAAUUUAAUAUGAAAUUGGCAAAAAAGAAUGUGCAUUGCUGCUUAAUAUCAGCAGUCUAUUGUAGAAGUGGUUAUAUUGCUGCUAGGGGGCAAAGUUAUUCGGUAUUAGGUGCUUCAUGACUGUGCACCUUGAAACAUAAUUCAUCAAUUUAAUUACGGCAAAGUGUAAAUACUAUUGCUUUUCCUCUACGCUACAGUUCUGCCUUUUAUUCUGACACAACUUUGCCUCUAUGAGCUUAUGCAGGUACAACAUAUACCGACAGUCAGCAUUGGCCACUCACAUGAUGUUUUUUUUGUUUUUUAAACCAUCGAAUGACUUUAAGAUUGAGUCAGCGACUGAGUACAUGAAGCCUCAUUUCGAUGUUGUUUCCUCAAGUGAAUGUCUAUUUGUAAUAAAUAGAGAAAAUAAGAGUUCAUACCCAAACUGAAUGAAAAUAUACUUGUGGUAAAAACUUCUUACAGUCCAAGUGUAUAUCAAUACUUUUUUUUAUUUGCAUCUCCCGCUCCUCAUCAAGAGACCAGGAGUAUAUGUAUUAUUGUUAAUGGCAGAGAUGUACAUUUUUUUUUUAUUAAUUCAUUUUUUUACCUCAUAAUUUAUUUUUUAUUUAUUUUCAUUUAUUUUCUUUUUUUCUGAGGAUUGUAUUUCAGAUUUGUCAUGAUUUCUUUCUUUUCAAUAAAUGUUUUGAAAACUA
This is a messenger RNA of Platichthys flesus (European flounder), 9336 nucleotides long. It is a transcript of the gene atp13a3, whose product is annotated as ATPase 13A3. Bases 415 to 4227 code for a protein of 1270 amino acids. Lineage: Eukaryota; Metazoa; Chordata; Actinopteri; Pleuronectiformes; Pleuronectidae. The transcript is spliced from 34 exons. Gene Ontology annotation, biological process: intracellular calcium ion homeostasis; polyamine transmembrane transport. The record is from RefSeq and is a predicted model, not a curated record. Gene Ontology annotation, cellular component: late endosome membrane. Gene Ontology annotation, molecular function: ATP binding; P-type ion transporter activity; polyamine transmembrane transporter activity.